AUGUUGAAAUUAUAUCAAGUCUUAAAUGAACAUAAAAGAGAAGUGGUCAUUUUAAAUUUGAUGAAAUAGUCAAAUUAGAUGGGGAUUAAGGAUCUAUUUUUAUUUGGACUUUUAAUAAUAAAAAUUAAUGGAUUUACUCAUAAACUAUUUAAGGACACAGUAAUUGGAUUAGAAGUUUAAUUUUAAAUAAUAAUGAAUAUCUAUUUAUUUCAAGUAGUUUUGAUACGACUAUUAAAUUUUGGGUGA
Messenger RNA from Paramecium primaurelia, 246 nucleotides. The record is from the annotation of a GenBank genome assembly. Lineage: Eukaryota; Ciliophora; Oligohymenophorea; Peniculida; Parameciidae.